This is a messenger RNA of Daktulosphaira vitifoliae (grape phylloxera), 1757 nucleotides long. Its product is annotated as putative nuclease HARBI1. The record is from RefSeq and is a predicted model, not a curated record. The transcript has a single exon. NCBI's taxonomy places the organism in Eukaryota, Metazoa, Arthropoda, Insecta, Hemiptera, Phylloxeridae. Bases 809 to 1612 code for a protein of 267 amino acids.
CUUGGUAAUUUGACGUUCCACUUGUUGCUGGAGAUGGCACCGUUUCUGAGUGUUUGAAGCUCAUUGUUGAACUCGGGCCUGUUGAUGAAUCUGUCUGUCUUGAAUCGCCUAAAAUACUUUUUAAUUCAGCAUUACCGACCAAUGACGAAAUUUGCAUCCUUCAUUGCACUUGUUCAUACCGAGGAAGUUUCAUUACAAUUUUUGCCAUUGAGUUAAAGAAAAGGUCGAUUUCGUCCAAUUCAUUAGCAGGAGUUGAGUUUCGUUCAGCUAUUUGUUUCAGUAAUUGUAAUCGUUCUUCAGAGUGUGUUAGUUUUACCUUUUUCUUAUCUCUCAUAAUUUUAUCUUCCUUACCAUCCCUUUUUCUACUAUUAUCUUCGUUACUAUUGAUGAUUGUCAUAUUUGCUUCUCUUUCAUCAAUCUGGGUGAUGUUUUCUUCGAGGUCAGCGUGAGAGUUUUCCAUAAAUUCACUCUCGUCAAACCUAACCUCAUCUCCAACAACAUUAGUAAUUGUGUUAAGUCUUUGUGAUGAAGGAAGGCUAUCUAAGAAUGAUAGGUGAACAGACCUAUUCUUUGCUGCCUCUCCACCUGAACCAGUACCAGGUUUGCCUUUCCGCCGAAUAUAGUAAUCCCUUACAUAUGCCCAUCGUUUACUGCAGUCAGAAUCUAAAACACAAAUUGUAAUUUGAUUACUUAUUUCAGACAUUUGGCCACAGGAGAAUCUUUUCGGUCACUUGCUUUUCAAUAUCGAGUCAGUCAUUCCUGGAUAAGUGUCAUAAUAAGAGAAGUUGCUGAGGCCAUUAUUAAAAGGAUGUUUGAGGUAACUAUACCGUCACCUACGGAAAAUCAACUAAGACAAAACAGUAGUCAAUUUUUUUCAAAAUGGAAUUUCCCGAACUGUGUCGGAGCGAUUGAUGGGAAACAUGUAAGAAUAAAGGCUCCCAAACGAAGUGGAUCAUUAUAUUCUAACUAUAAAGAUUACUAUUCAAUCGUUUUGCUAGCAGUCGUUGACGCGGAUUGUAAAUUCACUGCUGUUGAUAUUGGUUCCUAUGGUAGAGAGGGAGAUGCUGGUAUCUACCUAAAGAGUCAAAUAGGGAAAAUGAUAAAAAAUAAUACAUUUAAUAUACCAGCACCAAAAGAAAUACCCGGGACAAUUACUGUUGUACCCCAUGUGAUUGUAGGAGAUGAAGCUUUUGCUCUGCACGAAAACCUGAUGAAACCUUAUCCAAGACAGCAAUCUGUACAUGAUCCAUCAAAAGCUGUAUAUAAUUAUCGACUAUCUAGAGCUCGUAGAACAACUGAAAAUACUUUCGGAAUUUUAUGCGGGUAUUUCAGACUCUUUUUCCUACCUAUUGCUACUGCUCCAGAAACAACCGACAAAUUGAUUACAUGUGCAUGCAUAUUACAUAAUAUUUUACGGGGAGCAAAAGUACUUGCUCCAGGUCAAAAACAUUUUGAUGAUGCACUACCACUACCAACCGAAAAUUUAAUCCCCAUAACAGAACACAAUGUGCGUGCCAAAAUGAAUCACACUCAAAUUCGAGAAAUAUUCAAAAAUUAUUUCAACGGUCCAGGGGCUGUAGAGUGGCAGCAUAGUUAUGCAAUGCGACAUUAAUUGUGAUUAUUAUAUAAUAUAUUUAUUGUGGUAAUUAAUUUUACUUUUAAAGCAUCUGUUGUAAAUUAAUAAUUAAUUAAUUUAAUUCAUAAUUUUUGUAUUAAAAUAGUAUCUGUGACAACACGUAAACGAAAACAAAAAAUAA